CAUCACAUCAUUUCGUUCUCGCGGACAACAAUUACACACACACACCACCGAUGUAGGUUACAACGUGCGAGCAAUCAGAUUUCCAUCGAUCACGCCUUUUGCUAUUUCCAGUCUGCACACAGCAGGAUCCCCGCGGUUGGCUCACCGGGGGUCAGGGUGUGAACAACACGGCGAGCGCGAUGCCAACCACAGCAGCGACGACGACCCCAUCCGAACAAACGGACGAAGAAAAUUCGGGGUCGGUCGCACCUCCUACGGGUUGCUCCUUGCUUCCGAACGACGGGAACGGCAAUCCGAACGACCGUUGCGCGGAAAAUUCCGGAAAAGGCACCGACAAAGCCGCCAAAAAGGCCAGGAAGCGACUCCUCAACAAACACCUGAAACAGCGCAACAAGCUUCGAAAAUACGAGACACGGGUACAACAGGGAAUCCUGCGAAAAGACAAGUCGCUGGAGGAAGAGGCACGAAAGGAUUGGGAAAACUACAAACAGCUCCUGCAGAACGAUCCCAACAGCGUGCUCAACUAUACUGGCGAGGAAGAAGCUCCGGGCACGACCGCAAGCGUCUGUCAGACAGGCUCGCAUUGCUGCCAAUUGAACCAGAGCUCCCGCUAUCGGCACUCGCACCAGUCGCUCCGUUCGUCGGAGGACCGUGAAACGAAGAGGGUUCGAGAAGGGGGGGCAUGGCUGCUCAAGUUCUGGAUGAAAAUGGCGCCUUUGUUGGCCCUCUCGUCGCCGCCCAGUAACAACGACAACGACAGUCCGGGAUCAAAACCAAUAACGUCAAAAACAACCAAGGAACAACAAACCAUUCGAGCAGCGAAACUCAAGGCCAACAUGGAUCGGGGGACCCAAACGGAAUCCAUGUUUGACGACGACAUGGCACUGCUGGGGUACACGAGACAAAAAUUCUACGAGCGAGCCCUCCUGGCCUUUGCUUCGCUGGACCGAUUGGAUCCGUGCCACAGAGAAAACGAGGGUGACGCCGCAGUGGAUGGUACGGAAGGGGGAAAGGAUGGCAAUGCCGGGGGAAUCGGAACUCCGCGUGGGAAAAGCGCGGCAGAGCGGAAACUAGUGGAUGGCAUGUGGGGCCGCCUGAUCGGCACCAAGCAAGUGGUCAGCAUCGGUUGCGGUCCCGGUUGCGACGCAACGGGGGUCCUGGCGUUUUUCGAGUCCCACGGGGCGCAACUCGAAAACGGGAUCUUGCUGAUGGAUUUUGUCGUCGAUCGGUGGAAACAGAUCGUCCUCGACCAGCUCAUCGAAAGGAUUGUUCCGCGGUACGUGCCGUUUGUUAGGGCCGUCGGUUGCGAUGUUCGAGAUUCCUUGUUGCCAACGGAGCAACACCCGAACAAACAAGACAACAAGAACCACCGUGCCCUGUUGGAGCUCAGGAAAGAGUCUCCCAGCCGCAACCGAUUGAUUGUGGUUUCGUAUCUCUUGACCGAGACGCGGCACAAAUGGAAGUCCUUUUUUCACCACCUCCUGUCCAUGUUGCAGGGGACCGAGAGCCUCUUGUUGCUGACGGAACCCACGGCCUGGCAAUUGCACGAGUUUCUGGCGUGCUUCAGCAGCAGCGACGCGGACCUAGUGAGGGCCCACGUGUGGCUGGACUCGUCCCGCGAUUUGCCCCACAUGCAAAGCCUAGACAAACGAAACGGCCCGGCGAUCUUGAUGGUCUGCACCCACUAGUAGUAGGAGGAGUUCGUUCCAUUCCGAGCGGUGUCGAGCCGCGUGUAAGAAUUCUAGAUGCUAUAAACCACUCAAAUCUUU
Pseudo-nitzschia multistriata is the source of this 1769-nucleotide messenger RNA. NCBI's taxonomy places the organism in Eukaryota, Bacillariophyta, Bacillariophyceae, Bacillariales, Bacillariaceae. The record is from the annotation of a GenBank genome assembly.